UUGAUUUAUGGUUCUAACGACAGUCUCGGCAGGAGAAGAGACGAACAGCAGCCACUGAGCGCUGACGGGAUAGCCUACUCGUUCCGCGAAUUAAUGCACGCGGGCAUCAUAAGUUUAUUUUUUUAUGUUUGCCCAUUAUGAUGUGAAGAGAGCUGAGAAAACGCUGCAGCGUUGUGCAACAGGAGCGCAAAACUCACAUCAAACCUAUUUUUGAUUCUUACUUAUAACAUGCGGGAUGAGAGAAGCAGAUGAGAGAGGGCUUGGUGACAUAACAUCAAUGACUGACCUUUGACUCGUGAGGGAGCGUUGUCUCCCUGGGAGGGAGGAAGUGGCCAGCCCAGGUCUAGGGAUGGACAAGGAAAGCUACCCAGUGUGGAGCGCCUGGGGACCCAACAUCACAAACUGCACUGUCCCACCUGCCAGCAGCCGGCAGGCAAUCCAAUUCACAGACGGGAUGGCGGUGGUGGUUGUUGUUCUCAGCCUCCUUACCUUCGUCACUGCGCUCAUCAAUGCCGCUGUCAUCGUCGCCAUCUGCACCACCAAGAAACUCCACCUGCCCGCCAACUACCUCAUCUGCUCUCUGGCUGUCACUGACUUCCUGGUGGCGCUCCUCGUGAUGCCCAUAAGCAUCCUCUAUAUCACCAUGGAGACAUGGUCCCUGGGUCAGGUGGUGUGCGAGUUGUGGUUGAGCAUUGACAUGACCUGCUGCACCUGCUCCAUCCUGCACCUGUGCGUCAUUGCCCUGGACCGGUACUGGGCCAUCACCAAAGCCAUCGAGUAUGCUCGCAAGAGGUCGGCCCGCCGCGCAGCCAUCAUGGUGGGAAUAGUCUGGGUCAUCUCAGUUUUAAUAUCCAUGCCACCCUUAUUCUGGAGGCAGAGGCCAAGCAGUGGCAGCCUCCAACAGUGCAUCAUAGAGCAUGAUCACCUGGGAUACACUAUAUACUCUACUUUGGGGGCAUUUUACAUUCCCAUGUUCAUCAUUCUUAUCUUAUACUACAGGAUUUACAAUGCCGCAAAAACUCUUUACCAGAAGCGUGGCUCUUCUCGCCACCUCAGCAGCCGCAGCAUGGGCAGUCAGAACUCUGUAGACCAUUGCCGUGUCUCCCACACAUUUUGUAUGUCGUACUUGUCCAACUCAGAUCCCAUGCUGGCUACUGACAAACUCAACACUACCAUCCGCAUCUCAUCCUUUGACACAGACAUGGACGGGCAGGAUGAGAAGAACCAAAUAUGUACCUCACGUGAGAGGAAAGCAGCUCGAAUCCUCGGCCUCAUCCUUGGGGCCUUCAUUAUCUGCUGGCUGCCUUUCUUUUCAAAGGAGGUCCUAGUGGGUCUGCAAAUGGUUCAGCCAUCUCCGCUUAUAUCAGACUUCCUGACAUGGCUGGGUUAUAUCAACUCUCUCAUUAACCCCCUGCUGUACACCAGCUUCAAUGACGAUUUCAAAAUGGCUUUUAAAAAGCUACUCAAGAUAAAAGAGCAUGCAUAGGUUUGAGGCUAAAAGGGAAUGUAUACACCU
Perca flavescens (yellow perch) is the source of this 1516-nucleotide messenger RNA. It is a transcript of the gene htr1e, whose product is annotated as 5-hydroxytryptamine receptor 1E. NCBI's taxonomy places the organism in Eukaryota, Metazoa, Chordata, Actinopteri, Perciformes, Percidae. Gene Ontology annotation, cellular component: plasma membrane. The transcript is spliced from 2 exons. The record is from RefSeq and is a predicted model, not a curated record. Gene Ontology annotation, molecular function: G protein-coupled receptor activity. Gene Ontology annotation, biological process: adenylate cyclase-activating adrenergic receptor signaling pathway; positive regulation of MAPK cascade. Bases 350 to 1486 code for a protein of 378 amino acids.